Anopheles marshallii is the source of this 2100-nucleotide messenger RNA. Its product is annotated as alpha-L-iduronidase. Gene Ontology annotation, biological process: carbohydrate metabolic process. The transcript has 7 exons. Lineage: Eukaryota; Metazoa; Arthropoda; Insecta; Diptera; Culicidae. Gene Ontology annotation, molecular function: L-iduronidase activity. The coding region runs from base 1 to 2100 and encodes 699 amino acids. The record is from RefSeq and is a predicted model, not a curated record.
AUGACUGAUACAAUGUGGAUGCUGCCACUGCUGAUUAUGCUGCUGUUGAAGAAAAUAUUACUAUCAUAUCUCUUCUCAAUGGAGAGCCACGUGGUUAUUGUUAGUUGCAGUUCAUCGGUUACUACAGCAGAACUUAACUAUAGCUCAAUACAACUUGCACGAGAAGAACUAGCUACUACCGUUCGACGUAUGAAACCCUUUUGGACCAGUACUGGAUUAUGUCCACCGGAGCCACGAAACACAAGUGGAAUCUUUUGGCGAUCGAGAGACUCAAUGAUGAAUCUGGAGUUGAUUGCCUCGUUGCCGAAUCGUGGUAUAAGCCAUGUGCGGAUCCAUUGGCUUUUAGAGCUGCUCGAAGUUUCCAAGAAACAGGAACAGUUUCGGUACAACUUUACCGAGUUGGAUGCGUUGUUGGAUCAUCUUCAUAAUCUUCAUCUUUAUCCCGGGUUCGAGCUCAUGGGUAUACCAAAUGGCUCGGGGCAACCUUAUUCACCAGCUUUUUGGUUUGAUGUGGUGCAGCAACUGGUGGGAAGAUACGCAAACCGGUACGGUAUACAGUACUUGAAGGAGUGGCGAUUCGAAACGUGGAAUGAACCGGACCUACAUGGCUACAAUUUGUUAAAUUUCACUGUGAAAGAAUAUCUAUCCUAUGUUUUUGCCAUCACGAAGGGUUUACAUAUUAUCACAGAAGAUAUCAAUGCUAGGCAGAAUAUGAGCUCGAAGGGAAAAUUGUUUCCGUUGUACGGUCCGGCGGGUCUUUUUAAAUCCAUCGAACAUCAUCCGUUCUGUUGGUCUGUGCUGAAAAUUUGCAAUUCCAACACUACCGUUGACUGUCCUUUUGAUACGAUCACCUUCCAUCGUAAAGGGAACGGGCGUUGGGCAUCGGAAGUAUUGGACGGUGGGCGCCAGCUGUUUGAGGAAAUGUUGAAAAGUUAUCCAAAUGUCGGACGCCUUAAGUUUGCCAACGAUGAAGCCGAUCCAAUAGCCGGAUGGUCUACUGCUCGUCCUUUUCAGGCGGAUGUGCGUUACGCUGCUAUGCUAUUUUCGAUCGUCACUCAACACUGGUCAACAAUUGCAGCGGGUGAUACAUUUGGACGACGUUUGCUGUUUCUGUCUCAUGAUAAUGCAUUUCUUAGCUACUAUCCGUAUGUGUUCGAGCAGCGUACACUCUUUGCCCGGUUCCAGAUGAAUCUUACAAAUCCGCCACAUGUGCAAUUUAUCGUAAAACCAGUUUUUUCCGUCCUGGGAAUGCUUGCCAACUUGGCACCGUUUGCUGAGCCAACUCAAUACGUUGAAGGAAACGUUUCUUAUGUAGUUUCGGUGGAUAAACAACGUUCAUAUUUAUGUCUCAUGGCAUCACGCUCCAACGAUAGCUUCCCGAUGUGGGUCCAACGAUCGCAUUUAAAUGUAACCAUUCCUUGCGACAUGUUUUGUCCUGUUCGCUCAUCGAUGGUGUGUCGCAUUAGCUAUCUGAUAGAAGUCGUUCAGAGUGGUCGCAAUGACCCGUUUCAAUUGUGGCACAAGCAAGGAAAACCACCCUUUCCGUCAACGGAACAAUUGGCUGCAAUGCGUGAAAUGCAGCUACCAAGCGUUUUGCAUAGUGGUUCUAGGGUUGUAAAAUUUGGAGGGACAUCUAGUAUAGACAUCUCCUUAAACUUGUGUGGUCCAUGGAUUGUAAGCAUAAGGGUGUGCAUUGAAGAUCACACUGCACCGGGCCGAGUGCAGAAUGUGCGUAUUAGGGAGGUGUUUCGAGACGAAGUGUUAGUCUAUUGGAAGUUAUCAACGAGAAAACAUGCAAAGUGUCGGUGUAUUCAGACGUACGAAGUGUGGUACAAAUCUGCAGCGUUCAGAACUGCAGCAGUUGAAAAAGGUCUUAAACAAAAUGAUAAACGCAAAUGGCGCCACAUAAACAUGGCGAAACAUACUCCCUUCAUGUUUUAUCAAUAUGCAAGCAACAUAAGUUUUCGUGCAGAAGAGCAUAAUGAAAAAGUAUCUUCUGGAGUAAUCGGAUAUUACAAAGUGCGUGCUGUGGAUAUUUUUGGUCGGAGAGGAUCAUUUUCAAAAACCACAUAUUACGGUGGGAUUGGUGGUACCACUUAA